GCGCUCGCGUGCGUCACCCCCCCUCCCGCCUCCUCCUCCGGCGCCGCGCGCUGGCUGCGUUUCCAGCCCAUUCAGUUCAUUCAACCGCCGCCUCGAGCGCCCGGUGGCUGGUCCUCGCCCUCGCCAAAGCCUCUCUCGCUCUCCUGCCUCCAUCCCACGGAGGGCGGACAGUCAAGCCUUAAAUAAUGAAUUAUGUGGGGCAGCUUGCAGGCCAAGUUCUGGUGACUGUUAAGGAACUAUACAAAGGAAUCAAUCAGGCGACGCUCUCAGGAUGCAUUGAUGUAAUUGUAGUUCGGCAACAAGAUGACACAUACCUUUGCUCCCCAUUCCAUGUCCGAUUUGGAAAGCUUGGUGUCUUACGUUCGAAGGAGAAAGUUAUUGAUAUUGAAAUUAAUGGAGAAGCAGUUGAUCUUCAUAUGAAACUGGGUGAUAAUGGAGAAGCUUUCUUUGUGCAAGAAACAGAAGAAAAAUUUGAAAGAGUUCCUGCACAUCUUGCAACAUCCCCAAUACCUACAGAAGACCAGUUCUUCAAAGAAACUGAUGAUCACUUGCUGAAAUCGGGUGACAAUGAACGGAUGUGUCUAAGCUCAGAAAUACUACAGAUUGUGGAAGCAGAGCCUUUUUUCCCCUCUGGGUCAGUGAAGAAGAAAAAGCGAAGGAAAAGAAAAUGUAAACAAGAUGCCAAGAAGGAAGAUCAGAUCUCUGUUCCUGGAACUGAAGAAGGCUUUGAAAUGGAAAUUAGCUCAGAUGAUGAGAGAAGUAUUCUGCCUCUGAGGAACCCAUCAGAUUCUCCACCAAAGGAUGAAGAGUAUAAGGAAUCAUUGAUUUACCACGCAAAGGACCAUUACCCUUUAUCAGAUGGAGACUGGUCUCCUUUGGAGAACCCAUUUAGCCAGCCAGCUUGUCCUAAAAGUGAUUCAGAACUUGAAGUUAAGCCUACGGAGAGCUUACUCCGAGCAGAGUCUCACAUUGAAUGGACGUGGGGAGGGUUCCCAGAAUCUACCAAGAUAAGCAAGAAGGAAAAAUUGGAACAUCCCAGAACAGUUACAAUCACUCCAUCAGAGAAGACGCACUUCAGGGUAAUAUCCAGCAGUGAUGCAGCUGAAGAUGGAAUUUUGGUGAAUGAUUCUGUUUGUACAGUAGUAAAGCCUGAACCAAGAACACACCAUCUACUUAAGAAGCUAGAUAUUAAAGAGAGACUUGCUUCUACAGCCACAGAACCAAUUUUGGACAUUCUUCAAGGUUCAUUGGCAUUAGAUUCUGAUACUCUUCCCAGUCCAUUGAUAGAUUCUCCAACAGAAACUAAACCACCAGCAAAACUUGAUUCCCCAUCAAAGAAAAAAGGGAUACAUAAGAGAAGUCAUCACCAAGGGCCUGAUGACAUAUAUUUGGAUGACCUGACAGCUUUGGAACCUGAAGUUGCUGCUCUUUAUUUUCCCAAAAGUGACUCUGAUCCAGGUACCAGACAAUGGCUGGAGUCUGACACGCUGUCGGGUUCUCAGUCGCCACAAUCGGUGGGAAGUGCUGCUGCAGAUAGUGGUACAGAGUGUAUGUCUGAUUCUGCAAUGGACUUGCCUGAUGUCACAUUAUCCCUUUGUGGAGGUCUUAGUGAAAAUGGGGAGAUAUCAAAAGAAAAAUUCAUGGAGCAUAUCAUUACUUACCAUGAAUUUGCUGAAAACCCAGGACUCAUAGACAAUCCUAAUUUGGUAAUAAGAAUAUACAACAGGUAUUAUAAUUGGGCAUUGGCUGCUCCCAUGAUUCUCAGCUUGCAGGUGUUCCACAAGAGCUUGCCACAGGCUACAGUUGAAUCCUGGAUUAAGGAUAAAAUGCCGAAGAAGUCUGGAAGAUGGUGGUUCUGGCGUAAGAAGGACAGCUUGGUCAAACAGCUUCCAGAAGCUAAGGAGGGAAAAUCUGAAGCUCCAAAAGGCGACCUAUCAACAGCCACAAAGGAACAAGUUGAAAGCCGGCCUACAGGUGAUGAAUCUUCAACGGAUGAUGAAGGAUCCCAGGAACUAAAAGAAACCUUAAAAAUAGAUUCCGCUUCACUUCCAAGCCAUGGGAAUGCUACAUCUUACAAAAAGUCACUUAGAUUGUCUUCAGAUCAAAUUGAAAAACUGAAGCUAAGAGAUGGCCCCAAUGAUGUUGUGUUCAGCAUUACAACCCAGUAUCAAGGAACUUGCCGUUGUGCGGGGACAAUAUAUCUGUGGAACUGGAAUGACAAAAUAAUUAUUUCAGAUAUCGAUGGAACAAUAACCAAGUCUGAUGCUUUAGGCCAGAUCCUACCACAGCUUGGCAAAGACUGGACACAUCAGGGUAUUGCAAAGCUCUAUCAUUCCAUUAAUGAGAAUGGCUACAAGUUUCUGUACUGCUCUGCUCGUGCCAUUGGAAUGGCAGACAUGACAAGAGGGUACUUGCACUGGGUUAAUGACAAAGGAACGAUCUUGCCCAGGGGUCCCUUGAUGUUGUCUCCUAGCAGUUUGUUCUCUGCUUUUCAUAGGGAAGUGAUAGAAAAGAAACCAGAGAAAUUCAAAAUUGAGUGUUUAAAUGAUAUCAAGAACUUAUUUUCUCCAUGUGAACAACCCUUCUAUGCUGCUUUUGGAAACAGACCUAAUGAUGUGUAUGCUUACAUGCAAGUUGGAGUUCCAGACUGCAGAAUAUUCACAGUCAACCCAAAGGGUGAACUAAUCCAGGAACAAACAAAGGGAAACAAAUCUUCGUAUUACAGGCUGAGUGAACUAGUAGAACAUGUGUUUCCACUUCUUAAUAAAGAACAGAGCUCUGCUUUUGUAUGCCCAGAAUUCAGCUCCUUCUGCUAUUGGAGAGAACAGCUUCCUGAAGUGAACAUAGAAGACUUAGCUUGAACAGCACUGAUCACAGAGAACCUCCUUCUGCAGAGGCUCCUUUAUCCUUUGGUACCAUGUGUCUUAUUAAAUACAGGAAGCGCCAAAGGUUUGGCAUAAGCAAAUGAAAUGCAAGGCUGAUCUCUCUUUGUUCUUUUAAGAUGUCCUUACUGUUUGAUUUAAGGCAUUAGAAAGAUAGCAGUCCUUUGAAAUAGCAGACCAUCCAGAGGAUAGAGGACAGAAAAUGGAAAUUUGGUUGCAGAUUUGCAUUUUCAUAUAUACAAACCACAGUGGAUGUGUGUGAUGUUAUGUAUGUUAGCCUCCUUGAUAUCUUAAAGGAAAAGAGAAAAAAGUAUGUAAAAUUGAUAGCAGGGAUUUAAUAUGCCCACUAUAGGAAUUAUAUUUAGUACUUAAACCAGCACUUAGGCUGUUUGAGAUACAAUGUCUCUCUCAUUAUUAAUUUCUUUAAAAAUAUCUUAAGGAUUCAUGAGUUCGUGUGUAGUGGUCACUCUGUUUUGCUACACCGUUAAAGAACUGAGGAUUGUAGUGGAAAUGGUACUUCUAUUACCCACUCAUGGUUGUGUUGCCUUUUUAAAAAAAAGAACAAACAACUACUAUACAGUGAUUGGGGGCUAUCUGAGAUGCUUUUUCUUUCUUGCAGCAAUUUUGCUUCCCUAAGCUGCUAUGCGAAAUUAGAAUUCUAAAGAACAGUAAGAACAUCUUUGCUGCAAACAGCUGACAUCUCUUAAUUGCACUUAGCAUGGGUACUGUAUAGAUCAGCAGGCAACAGAUUCAGAAAAUAUUCAGGGAUAAAUUCUUGUUUUAUAAAAGAAGGUAAUGUAUAUAGUCAGUCUUUAAAACUGGAACUACUAUGAAUGCCUUUCCAGAACUCUGUAUCAGGGUUUUCCAGUUUUGAUAAAAGUGGCACAGGACAAGGGCAUCCAAGUGAGAAAUACUGUGUGUGUCAGGUACAAAAUGUUACUUCUGUUUAGACAUUUAGUAUCUUAGCUCCACAGUGGAUCCAAAAGCAAUCGAGGUCCUGAUUUAAGUAGCCAGUUGUCUUACAUUCUUUCACCUACUUCUAUCCAACCCCUGACACAAAAAUGAUAGUUGAUUAAAACGUCUAUAAGCAAAAACAUUCCAACUCCCUGCCAGGUUAGUCUAGUAUGCCAUAAACCAACUCAAACUGAAAGAGUUAACAUUUUUGAAUCAUCAUAUAACUGAACUGAAAUGCUGACUAGUGCUUUCCUGGUCACCCAAAGUAUCCAUGUAAACGUAUCAAAACUGUAUUCUCUGCCAGGUAUGAACUACUAAAUUUAAUCUGCAGGUUUGCUACCGGUGCUGGUUUUAUGUUGUCAACUAUGGUAGCAGCAUUUAAGGACUAGACCUAGUGCACUCAAUAAAAUCUUUAUCAGACUUAUCGAGGAGUUUCACAACUAGUAAUUUGCUCCUUUUGACUUUGUACAGGGAAAACAUUUGAGACUAAUUAGAUCAGUUAAAUAGAUCAGUACAGUAGAUGUAACCUUAGAAAAAUGUUGGGGCUUGAAAUUUCUAACUAAAGAGUGAUUGGGCUCUAUAUUGUCAUGUGGUAUGUGGUUUGAAACUAUUUUUCAAUCAGAUAUCUUAAAGUAAUAGAAUACCUAAAUCUCCACACACAAGGAAGUACAAGUUAUAGCUCUAGUAAAGAAAAGCCUACUGUACUGGAUAAAAUUCACUCCAACAUUUAGCACUUGUUCAUUUUCAUAUUAUACGGUAUUCUGUAAAGCACUCUGAAAAUUUGAAAUAUCCUAGAUUAAAUUUCAAUUUGAGUUGAAUGUUUGUUUCACAUUAUGCUCUUAAUCUUUUUUUUCCUCUCCCUCUUUAUUCUGAGGUACGGUACAUUAUUUCACAUUUGCAGUAAUAGGUUAUCUUGCUCCUCAUAAGGCAUCAGUACUGUUAACUGGAGUGAAUAAUUCUGGCAGUGUUUGGAGUGGAGAUCUGUGUGCUGCUUUUGAAUAUUAAGAAUUUCCAAAACUUCUGGAAGAAUUCCCUUUUGCUUAAUGCUGAAGAGUACUCUUGAGUCACCUUGAUCCAAACACUUCCUUCAUUUGAACAAAAUAUGCACUUCUUAAAAUGAUAUACUAUUGUUUUCUAUCUCUUGGUCUCAAUUUGAAUGGCACUAUGCAGACCAUUACAUGAUGAGUUUGGAUUUUACCUCAGUGACUCCAGAGCUGCUCAUUGGUAGAUGGUGGUGCCCAAUAUAGCUAUCUGCUAGAGGUAAUUUUUAAUCUGUUUCCUUGCUGUACUGGAAAUGGAUGGUUUAGAACUGGUAUUGGGAAACAACGCUUGUACUAAAUCUAUUUCAGAUCAGCACAAGUUUCUUAGUUCUUUCCAUGAAAGAGAUAUACAUUUGUGUUUAUGAACAAAGAACCUUUUAAAGGCUGUUUUUGAAUAUGCAUUUCCUUUUACUUUGGAAGUGUAUUGAACAGCUUAUGCUGCACCUCUCAAAUCAUUUACCUGGAAUUUGUCAUAUAAAAUGAAUACAAGUAAAGUAAGGAGCUGGGAAAUCAAAGCCUGCAAGUAAUGCAUGGAUAAUUAAGGCAAUCUCUGCUUGUUUAUGCAAGAAAACAGUUGUUUUCUAUUGCAGUGUAAAGGUUCUAGAUCUCUUGUGUCCUUGUGUUAAGACUAGUAUUUGGAGGAGAGAAUGUGUGUGUAAAUGCAAAAAAAGUCUCUAUUAAGCAGGGUAAAUGGGAUCCUUGAGAAACAGUACUCCGCUAUCCAUAUACUUUUUCAAGAAUUGUGCCCUCAUCUGGAAAAAUAUAUGGCUCAGCAUUGGAAACUUCUAAAUGCAUUCAAUUUAUGCAAAUAUGACUGUGAUGCAGGCUGGUAACUGAAGUGCAAGAUAUCUCAAGUCUUUAAAGCAACUAAUAUGUAAGACAGAUAUAUUAGAACUGAUACCUUUGCGAUAAGACUUUCAUCAGCAAAACUUUUGACACCUUUCUUUAGAGAGUGAGAGAAUCUACAUUGUGGUUGGUUCUGAAUGCAAGAUUGGAGAUAAUUCUUCAGUACAUUCUAUUUAAUUGUGUUAUAACCAGUUUUUUCUUUGAUAUACCUUUAUUCACUUAUUAAUCAUUGAACAUUCCAGUACAGUGUUUUUUUUUUGUAAAGACUGGUCUGUUAGGAAAAAGAUGUCCACUGUGCUGUGUUAAUAAAAUUUACAAUAAAACCUCA
Molecule: messenger RNA, 6050 nt
Organism: Podarcis muralis (Common wall lizard)
Lineage: Eukaryota; Metazoa; Chordata; Lepidosauria; Squamata; Lacertidae
Gene: LPIN2
Product: lipin 2
Biological process (GO): cellular response to insulin stimulus; triglyceride biosynthetic process; fatty acid catabolic process
Cellular component (GO): cytosol; nucleus; endoplasmic reticulum membrane
Molecular function (GO): transcription coactivator activity; phosphatidate phosphatase activity
Source: RefSeq, a predicted model, not a curated record